UCACAACACAAACAAUGGAAUCUGUGGAAAAAAACGAAAACCAUUUUGACUCUGCCACUGAGUUUGUUAGAUCAAAUUCAAAUAAACUUGGCACAGAAACAUUGCUUUACCUCUAUGCUAGGUAUAAGCAGGUGAAGGAAGGUACAUGUAACGUGCCAAAGCCAGGAUUUCUUGAUUUUCAAGGAAAGCAGAAAUGGGAAGCAUGGAAGAAACUUGGCAAUAUGACGAAAGAGAAAGCAAUGAAGGAAUAUGUUAAAGCUUUAACAAAAGAUAUUCCGGAUUGGAGCUCGAAGCUUCAAAACUGCGGGGAGAGUGGAGACUCUGAUAAGCCCCGUUCAUCCGGAAACGGUCUCGGUGUAUCUGUCAGUACCAUGCAGAAUGAUGAGGAGGACUUGGAUGAUGAGCUGAAGACAGUGUUUGACUGGUGUAAAGAGGGAGACGUAACUAAAGUUGCUAAUAUCCUCAAGAAAAACCAGUCUUGUGUGAAUUUGAAAGAUGAUGAGGGAAUGGUGCUGCUUCACUGGGCUGCAGAUCGAGGCGACGCAGACAUGGUUCAUAUGCUGCUCAGCAAAGGGGCUAGUGUUGAUAAACAGGAUGAUACGGGCCAGACCGCUUUACAUUAUGCUAUCAGUUGUGACCAUAAAGAUGUUAUGAAGGCUCUCCUAGAGGCUAAAGCUUCCUUAGAUAUACUUGACAAAGAGGGAGAAACAGCUAGAGACAUGCUUAGCGAUGCUAGUAAAGAAAUACAAGACAUCGUAAAAAACUUUCUUGCAAGAUGAAAGAACUCGAUCCCUUAAGUGCAAUUCAUUGUUUUAAUUGUGAUACUAGAGUGUAUAUCUAUAUAUUUGUAUAUGUUGCUGUUUGCUUCAAAUAUGAAGGGGCUCACUCACAGAUGUUUUUACAACAUUUUGUUUUAAACCUUGUUGAAAUUGAGUUAUUUUUUUCAACCUUUAUGAAACAAACACCAAAUGGCAACUGGCAGAUAAAUCAAUUGCGUUACUAACACUUUUUGACAAAAUUAUACAUUCUUUGUCACAAUUCUAAAUAAGUAUUUACUGUAGAUCAUUUUGUUUACAGUUCACACAAAAUUAUAUUUUCCGAUGGCAGAUGUAAUAAAACAUCAAAAGUGUCCCGAGAAGGUUGGCUUAUUUAUUAUUGAAUCAGAAAUAAUUUAAAGGUUUAUUUCACUUCUAAAUAUUGGUUUAUGAAAACAACUUUUCAGUUUAUUUUGCUUCAACCUCAACGUUGUUUAAAUUCUAUUAAAAAGUUGACCCAACAUGUUGAAUGGCAAGGGGUUACAUAACUAACCAAUUUAUAUGAAAUAAUGAUAAUAUGAUUCAAAAAAUAUAUUAUAUGUGUGCAUAUUUUAUGGCUUUAAGAAAUAAAGUUUGAUGAAAACUGAUUUAAGUCCAAAUCAAUUAAUGCCAUAAUGAUGCACCCAUUGACAGUUAUUUGAUUUUUUUAAUCAUUGCACCUUAUAAAUUCUGCCUUAGAGGUAUGUUAUUGCAAAAGACCUGCAUAAUGCAAAUACCAAAUUGUUCAUUUCAUCGAUAAACUGUCUGAAAUGGUUUAAAAUGCCAAGAAAUCUGCAGAAAAAUCUGUUUAAUGAUUAGAUUGCUAUCAGUAAUGGAAAUAUACUUACAAAAUGGAAGCAUAGGAAUUAUUUUAAAAAUAUUUCUAUUUAUCUUGGAGGUGUGGCAAUGUUUGUUAGGUUGUCCGUUUUUUUGCAGAGAAAAAUUUUAGGUACUGUCUUCGCCAUUGAUUCAACAUUGUCAUAGGCAGUAUGAAAAUACUUCAACCAUGGCCAUAACUGAAAAUCUAUUAUUGAUAUUCAAAUGAAUUUAGUAUACAUGUUGCCGGAGACAAUACACAGAUGUACACCAAGGCCCAGAACUCUGGAUUUAAUAUUUGUGGAGUGAUGCCCCUUUAUUGACUGAACAGUAACGGACCAGUUUUGUUGUUUGUUCCGAAAUAACUGUAAUGUACCUUUAACGAGAGUUUAAAUAGUGUAAACUACCAAAAAUGGUCAACAUUUCUAUAUUGCUCAAUUGUGAAGGACGGAAUUUAUCUAUUUUAAGCUGCACUCUUACAGAUUGAAUGUUUUGACAACUUUUUUAUUUUUUGUCUAGGAAUGAGCCAAUUUGUUUGUUAUUGUUUUGUUUUAGGCCUGAACUAGGCCUUAAAAGGAAUAAUAUUUGGCCCUUUGUUCACCUCAAUUAUUGAAAUGUUACCCGGUAAUUGAAACAAAAUUGGGAAUUCAAUCUGUUAUGAUCUCUGCAUCAUUUAUUUUAUUCCACAAGUUAACCUGUAUUGUUUUACAAUGCUUACAAGAAGUAAAACGAAUUAAUAAUUA
Molecule: messenger RNA, 2353 nt
Organism: Mya arenaria
Lineage: Eukaryota; Metazoa; Mollusca; Bivalvia; Myida; Myidae
Product: acyl-CoA-binding domain-containing protein 6-like
Exons: 7
Coding region: 15-779 (254 amino acids)
Molecular function (GO): protein binding; fatty-acyl-CoA binding
Source: RefSeq, a predicted model, not a curated record